Molecule: messenger RNA, 7833 nt
Organism: Anolis sagrei ordinatus
Lineage: Eukaryota; Metazoa; Chordata; Lepidosauria; Squamata; Anolidae
Gene: NR2C2
Product: nuclear receptor subfamily 2 group C member 2
Biological process (GO): cell differentiation; positive regulation of transcription by RNA polymerase II; anatomical structure development
Molecular function (GO): zinc ion binding; RNA polymerase II cis-regulatory region sequence-specific DNA binding; nuclear receptor activity
Source: RefSeq, a predicted model, not a curated record
GAGGCGGGGUGAGGCGGCGAAGAGGAAGCGGGGGGAGGCUCCCGGGCGGCGGCCUCGCUCGGCUCCAGCGAACAGCAGCGCCAGGCGGGGUCACGAACCCUGACCUUUCAACCGGCGCCCGCUCACCUUCCACCCCAAACAAAAACACCCGUCGCCAUUCUCCCCUCCCCCGCUCCCCCCGCCCGUUAACCCCCUCCGCGCCAACAGGCCCGGCCAGACCGUGACGACGACGCCCGCCGCCUCCUCCUUCGGGUGCCAAAGCUGAGGUUCUCUAAUGAUCUUCCUUCACCAUGACAACCAGUAUGGAGGUGCUGGCUCAGCAGAUAGUGGAGACACAGCAGGUGGGUGAGGUGCAAACUUUGCAGACAGCAUUAUCUGAAUCUCCAGUGAUGACCAGCCCUUCCCCACGCAUCCAGAUCAUUUCCACAGAUUCCUCAGUAACUUCACCACAACGCAUUCAGAUUGUCACAGAUCAGCAAACAGGGCAGAAAAUCCAAAUAGUAACAGCAGUGGACUCAUCAGUAUCUCCGAAGCAACAAUUUAUAUUGGCUAGCCCAGAUGGAACAGGGACAGGAAAAGUGAUAUUGGCUGCCCCUGAGACUUCAAAUACCAAGCAACUUAUAUUUACCACCACAGAUAACAUUGUGCCAGGCAGAAUACAGAUUGUGACUGACUCGGCCUCUGUUGAACGUUUGUUGGCUAAAACUGAUGUCCAGCGACCGCAAGUUGUAGAAUACUGUGUUGUGUGUGGAGACAAAGCAUCAGGUCGUCACUAUGGUGCUGUCAGUUGUGAGGGAUGCAAAGGCUUCUUUAAAAGGAGUGUGAGGAAAAAUCUGACCUAUAGUUGCCGUAGCAACCAAGACUGUAUCAUCAAUAAACACCAUCGAAACCGUUGCCAGUUUUGCCGGCUAAAAAAAUGUCUCGAGAUGGGAAUGAAAAUGGAAUCUGUACAGAGUGAAAGGAAGCCUUUUGAUGUACAGCGUGAGAAACCAACUAACUGUGCUGCUUCAACAGAGAAAAUCUAUAUCAGGAAGGACUUAAGAAGUCCUCUAAUAGCAACUCCGACUUUUGUAGCAGAGAAAGAUGGAGCUAGAUCAGCAGGUCUUCUAGAUUCAGGGAUGCUUGUCAAUAUUCAGCAGCCAGUAAUACGAGAUGAUGGUACGGUACUGCUGGCUACAGAUUCCAAGGCUGAAACUAGCCAAGGUGCCUUGGGAACACUAGCAAAUGUUGUAACAUCACUUGCCAGCAUCAAUGAGUCGCUUAAUAAUGGGGACACAUUGGAAAUCAAGCAAGAAGACCAAUCUGCAAGUGAGAUCACUCGGGCAUUUGACACUUUAGCUAAAGCACUUAAUACUGCAGAUGGUACAGCAGCUCAGAAUGCAGAAGAUGGGAUGGACCCUACAGGUGGUGGGAAUAUUCAUGUAAUCAGUAGGGAUCAGUCUACUCCAAUAAUUGAAGUUGAAGGACCCCUGCUUACAGAUACCCAUGUGACAUUUAAGUUAACCAUGCCUAGCCCAAUGCCAGAGUAUCUCAAUGUUCAUUACAUUUGUGAGUCAGCAUCGCGGUUGCUUUUCCUUUCCAUGCAUUGGGCGAGAUCUAUACCUGCUUUUCAAGCACUAGGGCAGGACUGCAAUACAAGUCUUGUGCGUGCCUGCUGGAAUGAACUAUUUACUUUAGGCCUUGCACAAUGUUCACAGGUGAUGAGCUUGUCCACUAUCCUGGCAGCUAUUGUCAACCAUCUGCAAAACAGUAUACAAGAAGAUAAACUUUCCGGGGAUCGAAUAAAACAAGUGAUGGAACACAUCUGGAAACUUCAGGAGUUCUGUAACAGCAUGGCUAAACUUGAUAUUGAUGGAUAUGAAUAUGCUUACCUUAAAGCUGUAGUCCUUUUUAGUUCUGAUCACCCUGGACUGACAAACUCCAGUCAAAUAGAAAAAUUCCAGGAGAAAGCUCAAAUGGAAUUACAAGAUUAUGUUCAAAAAACAUAUCCAGAAGACACCUACAGGUUAGCCCGGAUUCUUGUCCGCCUACCAGCACUUAGACUGAUGAGCUCCAGCAUUACAGAAGAACUAUUUUUUACUGGGCUCAUUGGAAAUGUUCCAAUUGACAGCAUCAUCCCUUACAUCCUGAAAAUGGAGACUGCAGAGUAUAAUGGCCAAAUCACAGGUUCAUCCUCCUAGAGAAGAGAACGGUGAAUCUAGACAUCUCUAAGUAACCAUAUUUCACUGUUAAUGUGUACAGAUGUUUCCAACAUAUUUCAUGUUCUUAUUAGUUAUUUGUCUAUAUUCAAAAACACAAUAAGGACUUCUGUAAAAACCUUUUCUAGGAUUCAUUUCUGUCAGAAGAAAUGUUUAAAUAUCUUUUUCUGAAAAGACUAUAGUGCAUUGCUGAACAUAACUUUAAGAUGCUUUUAUUUACAUGUUGCUAGUGAGCAAAGGGGAAAAAAGGUUCUAUGACACCAUAAUCCUCAUUUAAAUAGCAUUGAAUUAGUAACCCCAAUUUCAGUGGAAGAUUUGCAAGUUUAUGGUUGGCCUCCUCUCUCAAAAACCAUUGCUAAGACUUCCAGUUCAGCAUGAUGGGUUCUAGCUGGCAGAGAAAAACUGUCUCUCCUAUAGAUAUGUUGUGUUGUGUUAAAAGGUAUUGAAAAUCUUUAAAUGGCUAUCGAAAUUACUGGGGUUACCUGCACUUUUCAAGUAUUUCUAGUUAAAUAUGUGGCAUUGACAUUGUGCAAGCAGUGCCUUGUUUGUAUGAGCAGGGUAAAUGAAUAGUAGCAUUUAAACUACAGACACAUACUUGUGAUUAGUACAAACACCUGAAGAACUGUGGAAGACAAUCAUUUAUUCUAUGGAUUUAAAAUUGUAUGUGUUUAUUAGUCAUGUGAUCCUUCCCAGGAUAUUUCUAUACUGUGUUGAAAUUAAAGCCAGCUAAAUUAAUGUAAACAUUUACAGUUAACAUAAACAAAGCAUAAUAUUUAUGGCCCAGCUGUCGGCUUAAUAGAUGGUGUAGAACUUAACUCAUAUUGGUAAACCACAUACUAACAUCUCAUUUUUUUUAUCAUGGAAAACUAUUCAAAUUUUAUAAGGUUCAGUAGCUGCCUGUACUACAAUUUGCUAGUUUGGGGAGUUGUCUUUAAUGUGGGUGCAUUCAACACAGUUUUAGUAAUAGUUGUGUUCUCAUUCUUACCUAUGUGUACACUUUAAUUUCAAAGCUAUUUUCUCUAAGGAUUAAGAAAAACAUUCUGGCAGCAAAAGCUGUUUAAUACAGAAUAGGCUGCCUCGGAGUAUGGUGGAGUCUUCUUCUCUAGAGGUUUUUAAACAGGCUGGAUGGCCAUCUGUUGGGAGUGCUUGUGUAUUCCUGCAUGGCAGAAUGGGGUUGGACUAGAGGACUCUUGUGGUCUCUUCCAAGUCUGAAUCUGCUGAGGCUUGAGAAGACUGACUGACAUAAUCCUGCAUUGCAGUGGUUCCUGCAAAAAGUGGGGGUGGGUCUUUUUCUAAUGUCUUGCAAUCUACUGUGUCAUAGCCUGAACCACUUCAUUGAUGGUAUUGUUCCUUUGCAGACAUGAUUUAUGGGGAGAGGCAUGGAUUGAAUGUCUAUAUUCCCCCCUUCCCACACACACUCACACUCACAUAAUUAUGUGUGUUUUGUGUGGCAUGGUCCAUAUUGACAUUUUCAUACUGUAGUUAAGUUUGAAAUUGAAAAUGUAGCGGUUGUCAUCAACUAAGACAGCUUUAAAAGAGGAUUAAACAAAUCUACUAAGGCUUACCAUGGCAACCAGUUAUGUAGGUAUUUAUUAACAUCCAGGAUUAGAAAUGAUAUGCCUUGGAAAUCCAGUUGUUAGAGAAUAUAAGUGGGAGGGAGCCAUUCCAUUCCUGUCCUGUUUAUAGGCUCCUGGUUGUCAUCUGCUUGACCAUGAUUUGGACAGAGUGCUGUUGGUCUGAUCCAGCAUGACUUUUCUUAAGAGAAAACACAUAUAAAUAAUAGUGGCAAAAUAGACUUCUUAGUUAUUUUCAUACAUUCCAAAAUAUAAAAGAUUUUAUUUGUACACUAAAAUUAUCUCUGUAUAGGAAAAUACCAUGAAUGAAGGGAACAAUAAGAGAAGCUUAUCGGAAUCUAAAUGUAAUUGGAGGGAUAAAAAAUGUUUCUGUCUUGGCAUUUCAUCAUAUAUUUUUAAGCUUACCGUUUUUUAUUUGUUCUCUAAUUUUUAGUGUGAAAUAGUAUGUCUUUCCUUUGUUUCAAACUGGUCACAGGAAAUAAUUUUACGCAGUCAUUUUUUAACUGCCAUUUGUUUGAAAGUAUAUUCCAACAAGUCUUUAUUAAGCAUUUGGGCAGCAUCAGAGGCCUUUAUGUUAGAUCCAGAUACAAUUUUAUUUAUACUAUCUAAGGCUAUUUAUUAAGCACACUUAACUUGGAAUCAAGUUUCUCGGAAAAAAGUAGGACUUAUAUGUAUAGGCUAAAAGCAUCAGCAUUUAAAACAGAUGUACUGUAUAGUCUGUCUGUUGCUAAAUCUUAACUGCAAUCCCAAGUGGAUGUGUAAUUAUGUAAGGCUGAAGCCUCAGUAAAUCACAGUUCCACUUGUGUAGCAACUGGCAAGCAAUUACAUAUGAUUUCCCCCGAGAGUCUGUCACGCUCUGAGAAUAGGGGUUUUUUUAAUAUAGUUUGCUAUUAAUUCACAAGUCUGCAGGUAUAAUGUUUCUUCAAAACCCGUUCAUAACAUUGUUAUGGGACUGGGGAAUGCCAUUGGAGGGGAAAAACCAGACAUUUCAUAAUGUUUGCCCAAGCUCUCAAGCGCAAUUGAAAUAGUGCUUUGGAUCCUGGUCAUGUUUAUUUGUGUAUAUGAUGUUUAUGUACUAGGAUCGAACUUUGUCUAGUAUAUUAUGUACAGUGUAAUAUAAAGUGUGUAUGUAUGUAUAUAGAAAUAUGUACAGUCAUAUAAUCAUAAAUAUCAAAUUUCUAUAUGUUGAAAAUAUUAUAAAUGCAUUGCAAAUCUUGAGCUUCCUAAAUUUUAUUUCUUUCUCCAAGCUCAGCUCUGAUAUAAUUGUAUGCAUUCUCACUUUCUUCAGGAAAGUGGGCACCUGUUUUAAACGCAGGAUGUAUUUGCACUUUGUCUUAAAUUCAGAAAGGAACUAUUUAAUAGUUCUACAUUUCAUUUCUAAAUCCAUACAAGCCCUGUUGACAUGAAUGGACAUUGUGCAGUGACAGUGUCCAGGGGAUUCAACCUGUGGACCAUAAACAUUUCUAUAUAUUCUCAGCACACAUAAGAAGUGCUUUUUCUACUGUUCUGAAAAACGUUGUUUUAUACAGUCCUUUUUUAAGCAUGUGAAACUGUAUUUCUAAUGUCUGUAUCCCCCUGGAAGUUACUAAUUAAAGCAAGUAAGCCUGUCAUAACAGACUAUGUAGUUUUAUAAUGACACUGUCUUAUCAGUGUGUUAUGUAGUGUCAUAAAUAUCCAUAUGAACUAAGUCUUAUAUGAUUCUGUUAUCUUUUCUGGCAUAAGAAAACUUACUGAUAAAAGGAUUUUGUCUGUAUAUCAGUUUGUAAUGCAUAAUUUUUAAAUACAUUGCAUAUUACUGACACGAAGGAAUUUUAUUAUACAAAAAAAUGAAGACUUUAGGAGAAUAUUAAGUAGGGAUGGCCAACUGAUUGAACUGCAGCUCCCAAUAUUCCUUACCAUUCUCUAUACUGGCUAAGGCAGUUAGAGCAUCUAGUGUUUUAACAGCAUCUAGUGUUGUUAGUUGCCUAUUCCUGUGCUAAAACAAGUAGCUGGUGAUGACAGGCAGUGUUCUUUGUUUUUCCCUUCUGUAUUAUUUAUAUAGUUUUGCCUGCCUCUUUUCUGUAGAAAAAUAAUCUUGAUUUCAAAUUAGAUAUUUUAAUUACUCGAGACAGUUUCACAUACGCAUGAUCAUCCAGAAUGGAAUAUUCAACAUAUUCAUAAACAGAUCGAGAAAGAAGUUACCAUACUAAGUUUUCUUCAGCUAAACGUUUGUCAAGUAAAUGAAGGGCAACAAUCUUCCCCAAAAUUAUUUCUUCAGCAGCCCUGUUUCUCCCUCUUUGGUGUGUGUAUAGCAGGCAUGGGCAAACUUUGGCCCUCCAUGUGUUUUGGACUUCAACUCCCACAAUUCCUAACAGCCAGUAGGCAGUUGAAGUCCAAAACACCUGGAGAGCCGAAGUUUUCCCAUGCCUGGCAUAUAUGCAUAGGCAGUAUGUCAGAGCUUAGAAAAUAUGCAAGGUUUGUAUCUACACCUCCAGCUUGAACAACAUGGAGAGAAAGGGACAUACAGAUUCCUGCUUUCCCAUAAAGUCUUGACACGUUUUAUAAACUUUCAAAGGAAAAGCAGAGAAACCUACCUUUUGAAUUCAGUGAGGAUCAUUCCAGGUAGCAUAGGCAUUACAUCUGUUUAAUUAUCAGAGCAUGAUGUUUUCUGUUUCUUCUUGCCCUCUCCACUGAUACUGCCUAAGUAGUCACACCAUGAUCUUAAAUAGUAUAUGUUUUUUUAAGAUUAGCCUUGGUGAAUAUAGCAGUGCUGCCAAUAAAAAAUAUGUAGUCCAACACCUCCAUAAUCUUAUAGAGGUUCCAUAAAGAAUGUAAGAGUGUGCAGCAUAUUCCUUUAAAAUGCCCUGUUCAGAUGUUUGAGAAGUCAUCACAUUUACUGUCCAGUCUCCAUUUCAUAGCAUAUUUAAAAAUAUAUAAUUUUUUGUUUCAUCUGUAGACCAUAUGAAGCAUUUUUGCUAAUAAAACUCCAUUGUUUGCAGGUUCUCCAUUGUAAACUUAUUAUAAAGGUUCCCAUUCAGUGUAAUCCUAUAUAUGCUUACUCAGAAGUAAGCCUGAUUAAAUUUAAUAGCACUUAUUCCCAGGUUGAGUGUGCAUAUGGGAUUACAACAUUACUGUCAGUACCCAUUGCUUGUUUUUAUAUUUGAACAUGAAUGCAAAAAAUGAUUUUCCAAUUUUGAUAGUUCCUUAAUAAGUUAAGGAAAAAAUAAUUGUUUUAAAAGUCUUUCUAAUUUGAAUUUCCAAUAUUGGAAAGUUGUGUAACACAUCUUUUUAGUAUAACAUUAUCUCCCCCUCCCCAUGCUCCCGCACUAAAGGUACUAAGCGGAUAUCUGAUUCUAGUUCCAUGAAUAACUUAAGCAGUUUUAAGAAACUAACAUCCUUUUUGCUUUCUGUAUUGGAGCUUGGUAGGGGUUGAGAAAUUGAAAAUAUUGAAAUUGUAAUCUUACAAAAGGACUGGAGGAGCUUGGUGGGUCUAUUAUUCAAAUAGUUUCCACAUCCAUGAAACUCAUGUGUUGCUAGGGUAUGUAUAACCAACCACUAAUUCUAAACAUAAUGUCAUUGUCUUUGUUCUUACUAGUUUUAUAAAUAAAAAUUCCUCUUCAUAUAAACCCAUUCUACACAGUUGUAUGUGUUUGGAAAAUCCUGCCGGCUCAAAGCUCCUAUCAAAAUAAAUAUAUUUUCCACAAGGGAAUUGUCUGUGAUAAUUCCACGGGGUAUAUUUUGUAACCUUGUGCUUUUUAUUGUUUAUUAAGAUAUUGUUUGAAUAUUUCUUUGGAUUUCAGGUUCAAAACUUGAAAAUGCUGUUGCUCCCACGCCGUUUGUGAAACCAUUUUUGUAAAUGUGAAGGCAUUUAAAAUAGCAUGUUCCUUUUUUUAUCUGAAUUUUAUAUCUAAUCAGUGUCUUCAGUCAUGAAGAGAAAUUGCAUUGUUGUGUGUGUAUAUAGAGUAUUGCAGUGCAUGCUUAUGCAUUUCAUGAAAUGCUGUGUAAAUGUGGCAUUAUAUUGUUGUGGCUUAAUAUUGCUACCUACAGGAGAUUUAUACUAUUAAAAUAAAUAAAGACUCUUA